AUGGUCACUCAAAAAGACGAUAUCGGUCCCGCAGCAGGUCUAUAUCUCCCCCAAGAAAACGAUAUCGAUCCCGUAGCAGGUCUAUAUCUCCCCCAAGAAAACGAUAUCGAUCCCGCAGCAGGUCUAUAUCUCCCCCAAGAAAACGUGAUAGGCAGGAAUGAUCAUCGUCAUGAUAAAUCUGAUGACAAAUCAAGACGAAUGCAAAAACUACAGCAAAUGAUGGACGAUGCAAAAAAACUUUCAGAAGAACGUAGAAAACGUGUAGAUGACAUCAAUAGGGAAGAAAAGGAAGAAGAAAUUAAGGUUACUGAAAAUAAAAAGCGAACAUUUGAGAACGGCGUGCAUUCAGAGUACUUAAAAAAUGCAUACAAAGAUGCAUAUUCAUCUCAUUCAAAUUUUGACUUGGGCGAACGAGUACGAAGACAUCGUGGUACAUUACAAAAAGCUGCUGAAUGA
Cetraspora pellucida is the source of this 456-nucleotide messenger RNA. NCBI's taxonomy places the organism in Eukaryota, Fungi, Glomeromycota, Glomeromycetes, Diversisporales, Gigasporaceae. The record is from the annotation of a GenBank genome assembly.